UUUUGUAAAAGAAAAUGGUCAAUGUAAAUAAUUAGUCUCCAAGUCUUGCAAAUAAUAGGUAAGUUUGGAUUAAAAAAUAAAUAAAAAUAAUAAGUUGACGUGAAGUCAAUGUAAGACACGUGAAGAAUCAGUAGUUCCUUACAUACUACAUACUACAUAAUCUUUCCCUCCAACACAAAUAUUUAGGCUUGAAUCUCCUUUUUCUGUCUUCCAUCAAUGGCUUCCUCAUACUCAAUCCUCGUACUAUCAUCCUUAAUCAUCUUUUUCCAUUCGCCAUGCUUCGUAUCUGCAAUCCUGAGAAGCAACGAAACAGACAAGCUUGCAUUACUCGCCAUUAAAGCACAAAUAACCCACGACCCCAACGGAAUCUUCACAUCAUGGAAUGAUUCAUCUCAUUUCUGCGCGUGGCCCGGUGUUACAUGUGGCCGUCGUCACCAGAGAGUCACCGCCCUCAAUUUAUCAUCCCUCGGCUUAGUAGGUACACUGUCACCUUACGUCAGUAACCUCACAUUCCUCACAGGCCUCAACGUUGAACUCAACACUUUCCACGGCGUAAUUCCACCGGAAAUUGGAGCUCUUUUUCGUCUCCGUCAUCUGAAUUUAACCAACAACUCAUUCUCCGGCGAGAUUCCGGCGAAUCUCUCCGGCUGCUCCAGUCUUGUCCUUAUCAGGUUUGGUUGGAAUAGGUUAACCGGGAGUUUACCAUUUCAGCUAGGUAAACUUCAAAAGCUUGAGAGAAUCCAGCUUCAUUACAAUAAUUUCUCUGGGAAUAUUCCAGAAAGUUUCGGUAAUCUUUCUUCAGUGAGGUCUUUUUCGUUCGCUGCGAACAAUUUCCAGGGCAAAAUCCCUGAUUUUCUUGGCCGGUUGAAAACCCUGAAUUUUCUUGGUUUGGGUUUAAAUCAAUUUUCUGGUGUAAUCCCUCCAUCAAUUUUUAAUAUUUCAUCCCUCGUAACGUUUUCUCUACCUUUUAAUCAGUUCGAAGGAACUCUGCCAUCAGAUUUAGGUUUUACUCUCCCUAAUCUGCAAGUACUAAAUGCUGGUCAUAAUUUGCUGACAGGGCCACUCCCAUUUUCAUUGUCUAACGCUUCUAAUCUUGUUGAAUUUGAUAUUACUGGUAGUAAUUUUACCGGGAAAAUUUCGAUAGAUUUUGGGGGUUUGCCUAAUCUUUGGUGGUUGAUUCUUGCUUCUAAUCCUCUCGGAACAGGGCAAUUAUCCGAAGAUUUACGGUUUUUCGAUUCCCUCACAAAUUGCAAGAACUUGAAAGUUCUUGAUUUGAGCAAUUGUGGGCUUGGAGGCACAUUACCUGAUUCUGUAGCUAAUCUGUCGGCGAACCUUUUGUCGUUACGAUUAGGAGAUAACAAACUUUCGGGUAGUAUAAACGUAGGAAUUGAGAACAUGGUUAACUUGACUGAACUUCAGUUACAAAGGAAUAGAUUCACAGGCAGCAUUCCUGCAGUUCUUGGCAAUCUCUCAACGCUUCGGUUGUUGGAUUUGUCCGAAAACGAGUUUUUAGGACAAAUUCCACCAUCUCUGUCUAAGCUAAGACAACUCUAUUUGCUCCAUCUAAACAACAAUCACUUGAAUGGAAGUAUUCCUCCUAGUUUCGGAGAUUUUCAAUACUUACAAGAGCUAGACCUUUCUCGUAAUAAUCUCACCGGUACCAUACCGAAAAAUCUCAUGACUCUUUCGUCUCUAACUCUUUCCUUAAACCUCGCCGAAAAUCAAUUAUCUGGUUCACUUCCUUAUGAGGUCGGUCAACUGAUAAAUCUUGGGUACUUUGAUGUUUCCGAAAAUUUAUUGUCGGGUGAAAUCCCUUCUACCUUAGGCAGUUGUGUGACUUUGGAGCGCCUUAAUAUGGCUGCAAAUUCUUUCGAGGGUGCUAUACCUUCAUCCUUUACUUCUCUUAGAGGUCUCGAGUAUUUGAACCUUUCGCGCAACAAUUUAUCCGGACAAAUUCCGGGUUUUUUCCAGAGACUUUCUUUCAAGAAUUUGAACUUGUCUUUCAAUCAAUUCGAGGGUCCGAUACCAACUGAAGGAAUUUUCGGUAAUGCAUCUGCAUUCUCUGUUUUCGGUAAUGAUAAGCUUUGUGGAGGUAUACCUGAUUUGGGAUUAGCCGUUUGCCCAAAAAACAAGCGGAAAAAAGAAUCUCGUCGUGGUUUUGAUCUCAUUGUAAUAAUCCCUGUACUUUGUGGACUUGUUUUGAUCUUCUCUCUUCUCAUAAUAUGGCGCCUAAGGAAAAGAAAUUUGGCGCCUAUUACAUCAUCAUCAUCUCCAACAGAAAUAAUAAUAUUUUCGAAGGUGACUUAUGAUUCUCUGUACAAAGCAACAGAUGGAUUUUCGUCGGCAAAUUUGAUCGGUGCUGGUUCCUUUGGAUCCGUGUACAGAGGAAUAUUACUUGAACAGGGUCGAAAGAUUGUCGCAGUGAAGGUUUUUCAUGUCCACAAACGAGGAAACAACAAGAGCUUCUUGUCUGAAUGUAAGGCCUUGAGAAACAUCAGACAUAGGAAUCUUGUCAAAAUGUACACUGCAUGCUCAACGCUCGAUUAUUCAGGCAAUGAAUUUAAGGCGUUAGUUUACGAGUUCAUGCCCAACGGCAGUUUGGACAGCUGGCUUCAUAACGAGGGAAAUUCUCAGAUUGGUUUUUUAGGCCUUGUGGAAAGAGUAAGCAUAGCCAUAGAUGUAGCAUGUGCACUCGAUUACCUUCAUAAUCAAUGCCAUAACACAAUCGUUCAUUGCGAUUUAAAACCGAGCAAUGUUCUUCUAGACAAAGACAUGAUUGCCCACAUUGGAGAUUUCGGCUUGUCCAAAUUCUUGCCUGAUUUCGUCGCCAAAUCUCAAGCUCUGAGCAGUUCAGUUGGGAUAAGAGGAACCAUUGGCUAUGCUCCACCAGAGUAUGGUAUGGGAAGUAAUUAUUCAGCCGAGGGCGAUGUUUAUAGCUUUGGGAUUUUACUGCUGGAGAUGUUUAGCGGGAAGAGGCCUACAGACAGUGGAUUUGAGGACGGAUUAAACCUGCAUUGUUUUGUUAAGACAACGUUGCCUGAAAGAGUGGAAGAAAUAUUAGAUCCUGCGAUAAUUAAUGUGAUUAAUAAUAGUAAUAAUGAUAAUGAAAUAAUGGGUGAAGAGGGUGACGGGAUUAUAAGUAGUGCACUAUUGGAAAGUGGAAACGAUAAUAAGGUGGAUCAAGAAAGAGAGUGUUUGAUUUCGAUAAUGAGAAUAGGAGUGGCUUGUUCGGUUGAAUCGCCUAAAGAAAGGAUGGAUAUUUCUGACGUUGUGAAGGAGCUUCAGUUGAUCAAACAGAUUCUGCUCUCGUUUUCGGCCAAUCAGCAGGGCUCGACGAGCGGGAGCCUGAGAUUUGAAGGUUCAUCGAGCCGUUCGGCGACAAGUAACUGGCAAAAUGUUUUGUGAUCUAAUCGUCAUCGCUAAUGCUCAGCAACACCAAACUAACAAUACUAAUCACGAUCAAGUAUAUUGCUCCACAAGAUUCCAUUCCCGAGUCGAACAAUUUUCAAGAACCA
Messenger RNA from Erythranthe guttata (spotted monkey flower), 3515 nucleotides. Its product is annotated as LRR receptor-like serine/threonine-protein kinase EFR. Gene Ontology annotation, molecular function: receptor serine/threonine kinase binding; ATP binding; protein kinase activity. Gene Ontology annotation, biological process: protein phosphorylation. The record is from RefSeq and is a predicted model, not a curated record. Lineage: Eukaryota; Viridiplantae; Streptophyta; Magnoliopsida; Lamiales; Phrymaceae.